Linepithema humile (Argentine ant) is the source of this 1063-nucleotide messenger RNA. RefSeq names its product OCIA domain-containing protein asrij (gene asrij). Lineage: Eukaryota; Metazoa; Arthropoda; Insecta; Hymenoptera; Formicidae. The record is from RefSeq and is a predicted model, not a curated record. Gene Ontology annotation, cellular component: endosome.
GAGGGCGCAAGUAAAGAUUAUCAUCAUUGUGUCCGGUGUUAUUAGUACGAUCUGUGCAUUUAAAUUGUUUAAAUUAAAUUCAGUUGUAUUGUUUGCAAUAUUGGCGAUUAACUGCAAAGCGUAGAUUUUUUACGUUUAAUGCAAGUGAAACACUGUCGCAAUAUUCACAAAUCAUGACGACUACUAUGACGGAAGCGCAGCAGCCAGAUUAUAGAAGAUAUACAGAGGUAUAGAAAUUGCAGUUGACACCUGAGGAGGCAAAUGUCUUUAUGACAUGUAUGAAAAACUCAAGUGUCAUUAUGCCCACACUUGUCACCGCAGCUAUUGGAUAUGGAAUUUUCAGAGUGACUCCAUUUCGCGCACAAGCAAAAUAUGCUGCGCUGAUUGGUGGUACAUUGGGCAUGAUAUCCAGCAGAAUAUUAAUGUCUCAGUUAUGUCUUGCAAAAGUUGCUUCCAUGCCGAACAGUAAUCUCAGAGAAAAAUUGAUACAAGCGGGCUAUUACAAAGAUAACAGGCCUAUGAGUGAGCAGCAUAGGUAUAGGUUUCAACCGAUGGAUGUGCAAUCUAAAGUUCACAGUUCCGAGGACCCUUCAACAAACAUAGUCUUUGAUGAUUAUCCGCCAAUGAAUUCAUAUGACACAUAUUCUAGUCUUAACGAUAAUAGUGAUUUUCGCCCCUCCGAGGAUACGGAUCUAAGUGAACCGCUAAAUAUGCAAAAAAACAUUAGUUACGAUGAAUUAAGGCAUAAAAAUAGAGAAGAAUACUAUAAGAAAAAUAAGCAAUGGUACACUCCUCCGGCAGAAAGACCUCCGGCAGCGAACGAGACAACAAGACGUGCUCCUACAACAAGUGCUUCAUCGAUGGAGGAGAAAAAUAAGUACGGCGAUGUGUGGGAUUGAAAUCAGGUUGAAUUUUUUUUUAUCAUUGCGUACUGCCAGUGUUACAUAUGUACAUAAAUAUAUAUACGUAGAUUGCAUUUUGAAAUACACGAACGAGAUUCGGAAAUAUUUAAAUUUGAUGAAAUAUGUGAAUAAAAUAGCAAUAUAAAGCGUAUUCAUACUAA